AUGUCCUCCAACUCGGCCAACUCGACCCCCGUCUUCAUACCCAACUUCAAGACUUGCGAUGAAGUCAACGAACAAUGUCCUGUAGAGGCGCAGAUGUACGGCGACUACUUUACAAAGUCAGCCUGCAUAUGGUUUACCUUGCUGUAUUUUACGUGCUUCGGCACGCAAAUGUUUUACGCCUGGCGUUCGAAGGCAUGGUCUUACGGCGCAUGGCUCGGCGUCGGAACCGUCUUUGAAGGCAUGGGAUACACGGCUCGCAUCGUCAUGUGCGACGACCCAUGGAACUUUUAUGCCUUUCUAGUUCAAAACCUAGGACUCGUCCUUGCCCCUACCUUUAUUGCGGCGGCCAUCUCGAUUAUUUUCAAGCACCUCAUCGACUGGUAUGGGUCAGAGUGGUCCUUGUUUCGCCCUGCACUGCUACCUUGGAUCCUUGUUGGCAGCGACAUGGUCUCGAUUAUCGUGCAAGGAACUGGUGGCGCCGUAUCCUCCAUGGCAUCUAACAAGAACGGGAAAGAAGCCAAGGAUCUUAUGGAUGUAGGAAAUGGCUUGCUUCUUGGAGGUACCAUUUUCCAGGUCGUCAACAUGGUUGUCUGCGGUGGCAUCAUGGUCCUCUAUCUAUGGAAGAGACAGCAAUCUCUUGGUCGUUUUCGCUCCAGACUGGGUUCCGGGGACCCCCAAGAUAGUAGCAAGUCCUCGGGUGGUCGAGGUAAACACGACUUUGAAGCCACGCUCAAGGUCUAUAUCUGGUCUCUGGUCGUUGCUUACAAUCUGAUUAUCGUCCGAUGCAUUUAUCGUGCUGUAGAGAUGGCUUCUGGCUGGGGUAGCGAUAUCAUGAAGACCGAGACCAUCUUUAUCACGUUUGAAGGCCAGAUGAUUCUUACUGCCGUUGCGGUCCUGACCAUCUUUCACCCAUAUGUCUUUUUCCCGGUGGCUGGUCGUGGAGGUAUUGACAGAGCGCGACGCUCCGUUCACUCGGACAUCCAAGAGUUGAGGCCAAUGAACUAG
Messenger RNA from Fusarium falciforme, 1005 nucleotides. RefSeq lists its product as hypothetical. Bases 1 to 1005 code for a protein of 334 amino acids. The transcript has 2 exons. NCBI's taxonomy places the organism in Eukaryota, Fungi, Ascomycota, Sordariomycetes, Hypocreales, Nectriaceae. The record is from RefSeq and is a predicted model, not a curated record. Gene Ontology annotation, cellular component: plasma membrane; fungal-type vacuole.